Molecule: messenger RNA, 582 nt
Organism: Aspergillus homomorphus CBS 101889
Lineage: Eukaryota; Fungi; Ascomycota; Eurotiomycetes; Eurotiales; Aspergillaceae
Exons: 7
Coding region: 1-582 (193 amino acids)
Source: RefSeq, a predicted model, not a curated record
AUGAGGACGCUCGUAAGCGACAGAGCGACAGUGGUCCCAUACGCCAGUCUAUUUGAAUUAGCGAUGGAAGCACAGCCAACAACCAGCAGAUCAAGAAAAGAAAGACUGCCCAUGGAAGAAGGAGGGACUGGUGAACAGGAGAAGGAAAGAACCAGGCAAGAGGGUGAUACUAAAUUGGUGAAGAAAGAAGGCAAAGAGGAGAGGGCAUACCUAGUUCAAGAUAAUACUAGCUUCAGCAAUCCAGAACUCGUUCACCAGUGCACCGAGGGCACAGUAACCGAAAACAUAAAGCACACAAGAUUAGAGCGCUGGCCCUGGUCGUUUUUUGCAGUAGAUACUUUGAUGAUCUUGAAGAAAUACUUGGACUCAGGAGUACUAUUCACUACCAAGCCACGCACUCUAGUGCGCGAGACGAAGGCCUGUAUCUGCGGCUCUGCUACGACGAGGAAGAGCGGACUCGGACGAGAUAUGGGCAUCGAAUAUUAUGAUACUUGUGAGUCUGGAUGGGAUUAUCCUGGACAACCAGAAGAUCUCCAAGAGGUUAGAAUUAUUUUCAGGGCAGGAUCUUCUUGUGGCGGAUAA